Cantharellus anzutake is the source of this 1076-nucleotide messenger RNA. RefSeq lists its product as uncharacterized. The record is from RefSeq and is a predicted model, not a curated record. NCBI's taxonomy places the organism in Eukaryota, Fungi, Basidiomycota, Agaricomycetes, Cantharellales, Hydnaceae. The transcript has 4 exons. Gene Ontology annotation, molecular function: protein binding. Bases 77 to 961 code for a protein of 294 amino acids.
UGCCACUUUAAUCCAGUUAGACUCGCGCUUCCGACAUCUCUUCCAAUAGGGCUGGUGAUUAUUAACGUCGCCUUCUAUGAGACUUCUCCAUGAAGUGCCAUCCGACGUUGUUCUUAUCAUUCUAUACUCCUUGGAUGUGAGGGAACUAGUGAUGCUCGGUUUGACAUGCAAGUCCCUAUAUUGUGAAAUUUAUGGAAACCGAGCGUUAUGGAUUAGCCUCGUACAUCGCUUGAUUGAAAAGGAGUGCAUCGAUCGGUCUACAUUUCCACUGGAGAUGAUGUCGAUGGAAGGGCUCAAGCGUCUGGCCAGUCGUCCCUUACGGCUAUAUCGGGAUCUCGUGCUGAAAAGACCCGUGAACUUGACUACCAAAUCAAUACGCGUUGAUCCAGGGCCUGACUUUCCUACCAGAGGAUGGGAGCCAAGCUCAAACCCACAUGCAUUCCUGGUCCCAGGGGGACGUUGGGCUAUUGGUUGUGCCUGGGAUGGCACUCAUUACCGGGUGUACUGCUGGGAUCUCAAUUCGGCUAACAGCGUCAUUUACAGAAACUCCGCAGCAGACUUCGAUCAUCAUAUCACACCCACGGCGAGCCUGAUAAUCGACCAUGAUAAUCAGUUGGUAGACAGUAUCUACACGGUUAUUCAUGAAGCGGACCCACAGAAUCGACGCACAGUAGUUCUUAUUGGAUUUGAGAUCAUUGGGUUUUUAGUGAUGGAGAUAGUGUCUGUCACUUGGGGUUUCUCCUACUCGACGUCCCCUACUAUAUCGAGGCUGAACUACCUUUGUAUCCCCCGUGAGCGAGGGGAUCAACACGUCAGGACAUUCAUGGAAUGCAACAUGGUCGGUGUCCGUUGGGAUGCUGAUGAUUGGUGGCUUAUAUGGGAUUGGCGUGCCCAUUCUGUGGUCAAAGUGGACACACCAAACUUUGAGGUACACUUGCGCAGGAUCUCCUCAAACACUUGACUUAUCCGAAUCGCAGUCUAGUCGAAUGUGGCUUCAGCCACUGGCGCUCUAUGGCAUCACAGGCGAUCUGUCACAUGUUUACCAAUUUGUUUUGCCACCUCAACAAGCACUUGAC